UUUUCGCGUCCCUCCCUCUCUCUCUGACUCUCUGACCAGAAGCAGAGCCCUCGUAUGGCGUCUUUCAGACUCCCCACUCAGCUCGCGACACGUGGCACUCUCAGCCACCACAACUCCUCCGCCUCCUCCGCUCCCGCCGGACGCCUCUCCUGGCGGCGAUCUCUCUCACCGGAAGUCUUCCCCUCCACCUCCUCUUCCUCGUGUUCCUUUCACCGGAAAGUUUCGAACUUUGACGUGAAAUGCAGCGCCGCCGCGGCGAAUUUGGCUCCGGGGACGCCGGUGAGACCGACUAGCAUUCUGGUGGUGGGAGCCACAGGAACCCUAGGGAGGCAGAUCGUACGGAGAGCCCUUGACGAAGGGUAUGAUGUCAGGUGCCUGGUUCGACCCAGACCUGCCCCGGCCGACUUCCUCCGGGACUGGGGCGCCACCGUCGUCAAUGCGGAUCUCAGUAAACCGGAGACAAUUCCGGCGACUCUGGUCGGAAUCCACACCGUUAUCGAUUGUGCAACGGGACGGCCCGAGGAGCCCAUCAAGACGGUAGAUUGGGAAGGGAAAGUUGCUCUGAUACAAUGCGCAAAGGCAAUGGGAAUUCAGAAGUUCGUGUUUUACUCUAUCCACAAUUGCGACAAGCAUCCCGAGGUUCCUCUAAUGGAGAUCAAGUAUUGUACUGAGAAGUUUCUUCAGCAGUCUGGUUUGAACCACGUCAUUAUCCGGCUAUGCGGCUUCAUGCAAGGCCUUAUUGGUCAAUACGCAGUUCCAAUUCUGGAGGAGAAAUCGGUUUGGGGAACGGAUGCUCCCACACGUAUUGCUUAUAUGGACACACAGGAUAUAGCUCGGUUGACACUUGUAGCUUUACGGAACGAGACAAUUACCGGAAAGCUUCUCACUUUUGCCGGCCCUCGUGCUUGGACCACCCAGGAAGUCAUAACCCUCUGCGAGAGACUUGCUGGGCAGGACGCGAAUGUGACGACGGUUCCAGUUUCCGUCUUGAGACUCACCCGUCAGUUAACUCGGUUUUUCCAGUGGACAAAUGAUGUCGCUGAUAGAUUGGCCUUUACAGAGGUACUGUCGAGCGACACAGUUUUCGCAGUCCCGAUGGCGGAGACAUAUAGUCUACUGGGUGUGGAUUCGAAGGACAUAGUCACUCUAGAGAAAUACUUGCAGGAUUACUUCAGCAACAUCUUGAAGAAACUGAAGGACCUAAAGGCUCAGUCCAAGCAAACCGACAUCUACUUCUGACAAAUCCCGAGCAUGUCCGUAAGUUCCACACCGUAAAGCCUUUGUCUCAUCUAUACAUUCAGUUCAUAUUUCUCUGUAUUUCUUCUUCUUCGGCUCUGUAUUCAGUUGAUGUUGUUGCUGUAACUAAAAUGGGUUAAGCUUGUGUAAACGCGUUAAGCUUAAUGAAGGUGCAAAGCAAAUGCUUGCUUGUAUCCAAAA
Tarenaya hassleriana is the source of this 1437-nucleotide messenger RNA. RefSeq lists its product as uncharacterized. The record is from RefSeq and is a predicted model, not a curated record. The coding region runs from base 55 to 1239 and encodes 394 amino acids. The transcript has 7 exons. Lineage: Eukaryota; Viridiplantae; Streptophyta; Magnoliopsida; Brassicales; Cleomaceae.